Acanthamoeba castellanii str. Neff is the source of this 702-nucleotide messenger RNA. RefSeq lists its product as uncharacterized. The record is from RefSeq and is a predicted model, not a curated record. Gene Ontology annotation, molecular function: protein phosphatase inhibitor activity. Bases 1 to 702 code for a protein of 233 amino acids. Gene Ontology annotation, biological process: regulation of signal transduction. NCBI's taxonomy places the organism in Eukaryota, Discosea, Longamoebia, Acanthamoebidae. The transcript is spliced from 4 exons.
AUGGAAGAAGAGAAGAAGAUAGUGGAGGAGAUUGGGGAGAAGGAAGGAGCAGAUGCGGCGAAUGGCACCCCCUCCCCUUCGCCCUCGAAGAAGAAGCAGAAGCAGGUGCACGGCAUCCUCAAGAGCGGCAAGAAGGAAGCCAGGAACUCAGGAGUCGUCUGGGAUGAGGACAAUUUGAUUUACAAUGAAUCAAACAAGAGCGCUACGAUGAAGAUCGACGAACCGCCUACGCCCUAUAACAAGGAAUACGAUUCGGCCGAAGAUGAUGAAGAGGAGUCCACGUCGUCGUCAGAGAAGGAGAAGGGAUCGAAAUCGGACGAUGAUGGCGAGCGCACGUCCAGCGCUACUCGCAGGAAUCACAGGGAAGACAUCAAGACCGAGGAAGCUGCCCGUGCUCACUUUGAUCAAGUGAGCACCGCUCUCGAGGAAAGCAAGCGGCGCCCGGCCAGAACCGCACGACCGCGCUUCUCCAGCGACGAAGACACCACCGAAGAUGAUGAAGGCGCCGAACACGGAGAGAAGCGCGGCGAGUUUAAGAAGAAGCGCAUGCAGCACUACAACGAGUGGAAGAGGCUACAAGAGUUCAGGAGAAGCCACAGCAACGACGCCAGCGAGGGGGAGGACGACGCGGAGGAAGAAGAGGACGACGACAAAGAUAGGGAUGACGACGACACCAGGACCGCCAAAGCGCUGAGGACGUAA